AAUUUUACAUACCCACACACACGACCUUAGCUACCAACUUUGAAAAAAUGGACUCAAAUACAAAAUUGCACAAAGGGUUCAUGAAAGGAAAGUUGGUAAUGUCUUUCAUUAGAGCCUCUAAGCCUUCCACCACCACCACCAAAACGGUUCCUCAUAAAAAACCGGCUACCGCCAAUCAAAAGACUACUCCUCCACCAUCAUCGUUGAUGAUAAUGAACCAAGAAAAAGUGAACCUUCAACCUAAGCACAGGGUCUCUUAUGUUAUCCCACAAACAAUGGGCACAUAUGGCGUGUUUGACAAUCCAUAUGGUGUUGUGGUGGAUGAAACUGUUGACGCUAAAGCAGCGUCUUACAUCUCUUGUGUUCAAGAACGGUUUAAACACGAUCUUUUUAUUAAUGAGUUGGUUGAUCGAGCCAGCAAGUUAGCUUAGCAACUUGUCAAUUAUUAUGAUUAGUGCGUUUUCGAUCUGUUGUUCUUUGCUUUCCUUUUAUGUAUGGUGUGAUCAGAAGAACAUGAUAUAAACUCCCGUAUGAAUUUGAUAGCAAGAAUGAGAAACUUUUAUUAUAAA
Messenger RNA from Erigeron canadensis, 569 nucleotides. RefSeq lists its product as uncharacterized. The transcript has a single exon. Lineage: Eukaryota; Viridiplantae; Streptophyta; Magnoliopsida; Asterales; Asteraceae. Bases 48 to 431 code for a protein of 127 amino acids. The record is from RefSeq and is a predicted model, not a curated record.